AUGCCGCUCUCCGAUCUCGCGGUGUCUUCGCUGCCUGUGAUCUCGCCGGUCCCAGAUAUAUCCCGCUACAGCCUGAAACAGAUCUCACGCUGGAUACGCGACGAUCUCGACGUUCGAGUCGCGCGAGAAGGCCCUGACACCCUUCGUCCAGACGACGUGGUCGCGCUGCACGAACUAUUCACUGCCUUGCGUCACUUCACGACUAUCUCUGUUCGUGACCUCCGGGCGACAGGCAUUCAUAAAGCCAUAAAGGAUAUUUCUGGCAUUGCUACACGCUGGCCGGGGCGUUUGUGCGAUGACUGCGACGCGAUCGUCAACAUCUGGACCAUCAAGUUUGGGCCCCUCGACGAGCUUUAUCCGUUCUUGUAUGGUCGGGGAGGGCGACUUGAAGGUAUCGCCAGUGUGUCUGAGCACAAUCGUGAGGCGCUCCUCAAGAGGUGGUCUCAAUUUUGUCCCGACAAGAUUGAUCCCAGGGUAUCUCACAGUCGAGGUAGCCUUGGUUUCAGGGCUGGCGACUGGUGGAUCAAUCCUCUGUUCGCACAUCAUGCAGGCAUCAUUGGGCUUGAGUCAGUUGAAGGUGGGACAACUUACGACAAGAAUGGCGCCUAUGCGCUCGUCUUAAAAAGGGCCAGCGAGGUCGAUGCUCGAGAUGAGUAUGGGUUCACGUACCGCUGUCCGAUCAACGACAAAGGCAGGUUUCGAUUGACAGCCGCAACCGCCAGGUCUCGUGCACCAAUACGAGUGCUUCGAGCCCAGGGUGUCAACAGUGUCUGGGGCCCGAAGGCUGGAAUACGGUAUGAAGGAUUGUACUCGGUCAAAGGCUGGCGUAUUCGUCAAGCUAAUCUCAAAGAUACGGUCAGUGGUGAUUGGGAACAUGGGGACAUCUUGUAUGAGAUCUCGCUACAAAGGAACGAUUCAGUAUCUAUGGACGAAGUGACUAAACGACCAACCAACAUGGAACUGGACGAUUAUACGGAAUACAAGCGACUGCGGAGGCUUUACCGUGAGGGCAAGCACACAGGACUUGUACUGUCGACGUCACCUCGCAUGGCACCGCGUCUGCCACCUAUCGACAUCUCACCUAGCCCGACCAGUGCGCCGCAGUCGCUACUACGUCUCUCACCGAGCCUUUUACGCAGACCUACGUUCAGAUCGCCCGAUUUUGACGAUAUCAGCGUGUCCCGAUCAUCACUUAACUCGGUCGCAAUUUCGAUCAGCCACGUCGUCUCUCCUAUGACAGUUCCAAGCCCGCAAAGCUCGUUUUUCAUGCUGCCGGAUGCCAUUUCUACCAAAGUCAACAACGGCAGCCUACCAGACUCUUCAAAUGACGAGUCUACCAGUACUAUUUUAGCUGAGAAGCCAGUCGGGAAGUCCAUCGCCAGCAGCACUCGUUCGACCAUAGACGACCUCAAGGAGAUCAUACCGUGGAUUGAGUUAGAACCUCAGAUAUCAACGCCUCUUUCGCCGAGUCCGACAGUAGGAAUAAGUCAGCAAAGCACCAGUAAAUCUACAGACAGGCUGGAGGCCAAAGCUGCAGCAUUGAACCCAGUGAAAACAGUUAGAAGAUUGGCGAGAGAUUCAGGGCACCAAUUCGAUCUGGAUUUGCAGAGUCGGGAGCUGAGAGAGCAGGACGCAGCAACAAACGGACUAAACCUACGAAUCUAUCCUGCGAAGCCAAUAUUCAGCAAGAAGAAUGAGGAGGAACAGCAGAAGGCAUCAAAUUCACUAAAUUUACGGCUUUACGCUGCAAAGCCAAUAUUCAGCAAGAUAUUGGAAAAGCACAAGCAAGGCUCUACAAACAAGGCAGUCGUUGGAAAGAAGCCAAAGUUCUUCGAUGGAGCAGGGUAUAGUGCUGACGAGGAAGAUGACGACUGCAGGACAUCCCCCCCGAAAAUCCAACAAUCACGCCCCAGUUCUGUGACUCGUACCUCGAGGGUUCAUUCUCCGACCCCGAUCAAACCACAAGGGCAACCCCGAUUCAUCAGCUACGGUACUGAAGACAUUGAGUUUGCGUCGGAUCGCAUGUCUCGCACCGGGGCGGUGUCUCCAGCAUAUAGCUUCAGGUCAUCGCCAACGAUGAGCCCUAGAGGCCGUCAGAACGCUCGAGAAAGCAUUGCACUGGGGAAACUGAAACGGUGGCUGAGCAGAUAGGUGGGUUGCAUCCUUCGAUACGACCCCGUUUUGUUGGGGUUUCGACUUCUAUUUUAUGUCUACUUCAUCAGUUUGUUUGUCGUACUUGUCUGGCUCACCGGAGGCAGAGGAGGCCACUUUCUUACUACUUCCUGUGGAUAGGCA
Molecule: messenger RNA, 2295 nt
Organism: Boeremia exigua
Lineage: Eukaryota; Fungi; Ascomycota; Dothideomycetes; Pleosporales; Didymellaceae
Exons: 4
Coding region: 1-2151 (716 amino acids)
Source: RefSeq, a predicted model, not a curated record